AUGUUAGCGGUGGGGGCGAUGGAGGGCACCCGGCAGAGCGCGUUCCUGCUCAGCAGCCCUCCCCUGGCUGCCCUGCACAGCAUGGCCGAAAUGAAGACCCCUCUAUACCCCGCGGCGUACCCCCCAUUGCCCGCCGGCCCCCCCUCUUCUUCCUCCUCCUCGUCCUCCUCGUCGUCGCCCUCUCCGCCUUUGGGUGCCCACAACCCAGGCAGCCUGAAGCCCCCGACCGCGGGGGGGCUCUCAUCCCUGGGCAGCCCCCCACAGCAGCUCUCGGCCGCCACCCCCCACGGCAUCAACGACAUCCUGAGCCGGCCCUCCAUGCCCGUGGCCUCAGGGGCCGCCCUGCCCUCCGCCUCGCCCUCGGGUUCCUCCUCCUCCUCCUCCUCGUCCACCUCCGCUUCCUCCGCUUCGGCAGCUGCAGCGGCGGCUGCAGCCGCUGCAGCCGCCGCCUCAUCCCCAGCGGGGCUUCUGGCUGGCCUGCCCCGCUUCAGCAGCCUGAGUCCGCCGCCGCCGCCGCCUGGGCUCUACUUCAGCCCCAGCGCAGCGGCCGUGGCCGCGGUAGGUCGGUACCCCAAGCCGCUGGCCGAGCUGCCCGGCCGGACGCCCAUUUUCUGGCCAGGAGUUAUGCAGAGCCCACCCUGGAGGGACGCCCGCCUGGCCUGCACCCCUCAUCAAGGAUCCAUUUUGCUGGACAAAGACGGGAAGAGAAAACACACAAGACCCACGUUUUCUGGCCAGCAGAUCUUCGCUCUGGAGAAGACUUUCGAACAAACGAAAUACUUGGCGGGGCCCGAGAGGGCUCGCUUGGCUUAUUCGCUGGGGAUGACGGAGAGUCAGGUCAAGGUCUGGUUCCAGAACCGCCGGACCAAGUGGAGGAAGAAGCACGCGGCCGAGAUGGCCACGGCCAAGAAGAAGCAGGAUUCGGAGACCGAGCGGCUCAAGGGCGCCUCGGAGAACGAGGAGGAGGACGACGACUACAACAAGCCUCUGGACCCCAACUCGGACGACGAGAAGAUCACGCAGCUGCUGAAGAAGCACAAGUCGAGCGGCGGCGGCGGCGGCGGCCUCCUGCUGCACGCGUCGGAGAACGAGAGCUCGUCCUGAGCACCCGCCGCCCCCCACCCCAA
Molecule: messenger RNA, 1127 nt
Organism: Neogale vison (American mink)
Lineage: Eukaryota; Metazoa; Chordata; Mammalia; Carnivora; Mustelidae
Gene: NKX6-1
Product: NK6 homeobox 1
Exons: 3
Coding region: 1-1104 (367 amino acids)
Biological process (GO): regulation of transcription by RNA polymerase II; cell differentiation
Cellular component (GO): nucleus
Molecular function (GO): RNA polymerase II cis-regulatory region sequence-specific DNA binding; DNA-binding transcription factor activity, RNA polymerase II-specific
Source: RefSeq, a predicted model, not a curated record